Molecule: messenger RNA, 1138 nt
Organism: Chrysemys picta bellii (western painted turtle)
Lineage: Eukaryota; Metazoa; Chordata; Testudines; Emydidae
Product: protein PIP-1-like
Source: RefSeq, a predicted model, not a curated record
GGGCUUCAGCUGGAAGAAAAACCCACACAGAGCCAGACAGGAAUCAGUUAGGGGCGAAGGCCACAGAAUUCCCCAUGCACCUGCCAUGGAGAGAGUGCCAGGUGACAACAAAGACAGCCCCACAAAGAGCAGGUUGGAUGCAGAUGGAGCCAAAGAAGAGGCCUGCGGAGAAGCAAGCCAGGCGAAAGAGUCAGCUCGUGAUCAAGGGACUCACCUGAGACACAGCAGAGCAGGGCAGAGAAGCCGAGAACCAAGAGCUUGUUCAUCUUUAGCUUCGUCGCCGUAAAGCUGCGGUCGUGUGGGGAAGGACGUUGAUUGGCUGCUGCCAGGUCUCCACUAGGGGUAAUAUAACUCCGGCUGGUGUUUGAGGUGUGCCAUACUCUGCACACUGCCCGGGCUCUCACUCGCUCAGCACACCGUGCCACUUCCGCCUCCGCUUGAAGGAGAGAAAACGAAGGAUGAACAAGAUGCUGGUUCCUGUUUUCACAGCCCUGCUGUACUUCGCAACGGCGGGCGCCCUCCUGUGCCACGUGUGUGUCAGACAGCAGCCGAACAAGACGUGUAUUGCAGGGAAAAGCAUGUGCAAGGCGGCUCCGGGGGAAUCCUGCUACCUCCAGACACUCCUCCUGGGGAACUUCCCUCUCUAUGCACAGCAGGGCUGCUUCAGAGAUUGCCAGGACCAAGUCGGAGGCACGUUCAUCCGUCACGACUUCCGCUGCUGCACCGAAGACUUCUGCAAUGCCUAGGGGCCAUGGACGCCGCCUCCCUUCCCACUCACUUGGGGGCAGCUGCACUUCUGGAGGAAGUCCACGUUCUCCCCUCCCCCGUCCCUCCUGGUUUCUCUCCUGGUUUCCCCAGUCUGAUGAAAAACCCACCAGAAUCCAAGACCUGCUGUGGCCCAUGCCUGCCCUCUCCUGUCCUCUGGCCCCUCCCCUUCCCAUGGCCCCCUCCCCUUUCACCCCUGUCCUGCCUGCCUGCCCCCUCCCCGUGUCUCGCUGGCCCAGGCCCAGCACUAUGACUCCCUUGGAUAUUGGAUUUGUUGUGGUGCUGUGGGUUAAGGUGACCCCCCCCAGCUAUCGUUCAGAGCCCCUACCCCCCUGAGAGCAUUAAGGGGCCCCUUUCCCCUGGCAGGGCUCUG